CGCGCAUUCUGGAGGCUCAAAUCAAGACUGCUUCCCAAAGCCAUCGAGUCAACUCUGGAAAGACACCGAAAACAUGGACAAGGAAUCAAAAGCCCUCUGGCGCAAGCUUUGGGUCGACGACCGAACGGUGUUCGCAGCAGGUGUGUACCUACUCCUGAUCGCAGCCGUCCUACGCCUGGUCCGAAUCUACCUCAUCCGCAACCGGCCCGGGCUCCGCAGCAUCCCAGGCCCAUUCCUAGCCAGCAUAUCCAACCUCGACCGCAUCUGGAGCUGCUUCUCAGGCCAGCAAAUGAACUACCACCUCGAGCUCCACGCCAGGUACGGCCCGCUCGUGCGCGUGGGGCCGAAACAUGUUUCCUUCUCCGACGGGCGCCUGAUCCCCACCGUGUACGGGUUCAACACGCGGUUCUGGAAGAGCGAGUUCUACGACAUGUUCCACCUGGACGGGGCGACGACCACGUUCUCGGAGCGCGACGAGCUGGCCCACCGGGAGAAGCGGCGGCCCGUCGCGGCCGCGUACUCGAUGAGCACGAUGAGGGAGCUCGAGCCGAUGAACGACGAGUGCUCGGCGAUCCUCACCGCGGAGCUGGACGCGCUGGUGGGGAGGGAGGUGGACUUUGGGGAGUGGUUACACUGGUAUGCGUUCGAUGUCAUCACGACCAUCGCCUUCUCGAACCGCCUCGGCUUCAUGGAGGCGCGCGGCGACGUGCAGGGGGUCAUCAACGCGUUGUCGACUAGGUUGAAGUACGUCACCACGGUUGGGCAGGCGCCGUACCUGCACAGGUAUCUGGCCGGGAACCCGCUGGUGAGCAAGGUCGCCAAAUUCUAUCGAGACACCGAAGCCGCGCCUCUCUAUUCGACCAAUUACUACAUAAGACGUAUCAUGAACAGUGUCAUCGGCCUUUUCCGUGACCCAGAAUCCCUCAACCCGACGGAGUACCUGAUAGGGUUCAUCACGCAACAGGUGCGGCGCCGCGAGAGCAAAGACCCGGGCACGAUGCAGUUCAAGGACCUCCUCGGCCGGAUCAAGCGCUUCAAGGACGGGGAGAAGGUGAUGGACGAGAAAGAGCUGAUGUCUCACGCCGCUGCUAACAUCCUAGCUGGCAGCGAUACCACGGCGUCGACCCUCAGGGCGCUUUUCUACUACUUGUGCCGCACCCCGGCGGCCCACGACAGGCUCCUCGCCGAGAUAGACGAGGCCGAGAGGAACGGCCGCCUGUCCGACCCGGUCACGUUCGAGGAGGCACAGCAGCUCAGGUACUUCCAGGCAGUCGUCAAGGAGGCCAUGCGCAUACAUCCUGCAGUCGGUCUGCUUCUUGAGCGCGUGGUGCCCAGAGACGGCGCAGACAUCGGUGGUGUUUGGUUGCCUGGCGGGACAGUAAUUGGAAUGAACCCAUGGGUUGCUGCUAGAGAUCCAUCGGUGUACGGGGAGGAUGCGUAUAGCUUCCGGCCGGAGCGGUGGCUGGAGGCAGACACUGCGCAACUGAAACUCAUGGAGAGGAACUUCCUCGCGGUGCGUAAAUCUUUCCUUGCCAGAAAAAUGGUCUUUGCUGAUGACUGUCUAGUUCGGGGGUGGAUCGAGAACAUGCCUGGGGAAGAAUGCCUCCCUCCUGGAAAUAUCCAAGGUGGUGCCAGAGCUGCUGAAAAGGUUCGAUUUUGA
Messenger RNA from Diaporthe batatas, 1660 nucleotides. RefSeq lists its product as uncharacterized. The coding region runs from base 74 to 1660 and encodes 528 amino acids. Gene Ontology annotation, molecular function: monooxygenase activity; oxidoreductase activity, acting on paired donors, with incorporation or reduction of molecular oxygen; heme binding. The transcript has a single exon. The record is from RefSeq and is a predicted model, not a curated record. NCBI's taxonomy places the organism in Eukaryota, Fungi, Ascomycota, Sordariomycetes, Diaporthales, Diaporthaceae.